AUGGCUACAACAGCCCCAACAUCGCAGCUUGACGCGACGUUGACGCGACACACGGAAACUUCGGAACCUGCACCAAAGGAACCUGAAGCGGAAGGCGAGCGGAGUCUCUCGACAACCACCCGUAUCCACACCGAGCUCAGGACUCGCGGCAUCAUCGUGGGCGUCAACCUGGUCAUCGUGCUACUGUCGCUGGUCGCGCUCUGGUGCGCCACCUACUCAUACUCGGUGCGACCAUCCUCGGAGCGAGGGAACCUGCUCAACAACGUCAUGAGCAAGUCCUUCCUCUACACCUUAUUCAUGCACCUCGACGUCUUCAUACUCGUACUCAGCGUAUCUCUCACCGUGGUCGCCGCCUUCGGCCUGGUGGGCGCGCUUCGCGAGAACAUCGCCGUGCUCGAGGCCUACCAGAGCCUGCUGGCCCUCACGAUUCUGCUCAACAGCGUCGCGGCCGUCGCCGGCAUGCUGAUGCCGCAGUCGGCGCGCAACCACCUUAAGCAGGCCGCGUUCGUCGAGUUCAUCCAGGGCUAUCGGCAGACCGAGUACUUCCAGCACAUAAUUGACGCGCUCCAGACGUCGAUGCGCUGCUGCGGCUUCUCCGAGGACACGUUUCACGACUGGAACCUCAACGAGUACUUCCACUGCGCGUCGGGCAACCCGAGCCGCGAGCGUUGCUCGGUUCCUUUCUCCUGCUGCCGGCAGCGCGUUCUGGGCGUCAACGAGACGUCCGACCAGUCGAUGCCGUCCGGGCGCUUCUGCGGCCACGGCGUGCUGCUCAUGGACGACCAGGAGGCCUGGAAGCGAGUGUACACGCGCAGUUGCGCCGAUGCCGCGCUCACAUACGUCAUGGACAACCUCGUCGUGUUCAUUUGCGUCGUCAUGGUGGUCAACAUGUUCCUGCUGUUCAUGCUCGUCACGUCUGCCGUGUUGCAGGACCAGGUACACACCAUCACGACCGUCUACGAGGCGUACUACAAGACGCUGGAGCAAGGCCAGGUCGUUAUGCAGGAGGCCGGCCUCAUAAAGUCUCCUGAAAUGCAUCACGAUAAUAAGUCGGCGGACAAGAAUCCCGACAAAGCGAACGAUAAGGUGCCCGUAUAG
Molecule: messenger RNA, 1098 nt
Organism: Rhipicephalus sanguineus (brown dog tick)
Lineage: Eukaryota; Metazoa; Arthropoda; Arachnida; Ixodida; Ixodidae
Product: tetraspanin-33
Exons: 1
Coding region: 1-1098 (365 amino acids)
Cellular component (GO): membrane
Source: RefSeq, a predicted model, not a curated record